Molecule: messenger RNA, 1032 nt
Organism: Chaetura pelagica (chimney swift)
Lineage: Eukaryota; Metazoa; Chordata; Aves; Apodiformes; Apodidae
Gene: ALG2
Product: ALG2, alpha-1,3/1,6-mannosyltransferase
Exons: 2
Coding region: 37-1008 (323 amino acids)
Molecular function (GO): alpha-1,3-mannosyltransferase activity; GDP-Man:Man(1)GlcNAc(2)-PP-Dol alpha-1,3-mannosyltransferase activity
Source: RefSeq, a predicted model, not a curated record
UGCGGCCGCGGGCACGCCCUGUGCGCGGCGCUGCGCAUGGCCUUCCUGGCCCUCUACGUCCUGCUGCUCAGCGGGGAGCCCGUCGACGCCUUCGUCUGCGACCAGGUGUCUGCGUGCAUUCCUGUGCUCAGACUGGCCAGGGUCCGUAAGAAGGUUUUGUUUUACUGUCACUUCCCUGAUCAGCUUCUCACCAAGAGAGAAUCUCUCCUCAAGCGGCUCUACAGGUUACCACUUGACUGGCUGGAAGAGUACACCACUGGCAUGGCAGACUGCAUUGUUGUGAACAGCAAGUUCACUGCCAGCGUGUUCAAGGACACCUUUAAGUCCUUAUCUCACAUAAACCCAGGUGUUCUCUACCCAUCACUCAACAUCAGUAGCUUUGAAGCAGUAGUUCCUGCAGACAUAACUGAUCUGAUACCCAAAAAGAAAAAGUUCCUGUUUCUUUCCAUUAAUAGGUAUGAGAGAAAAAAGAAUCUAGCACUGGCUCUCGAAGCUUUGCAUGAGCUUCGAGGAAGGCUUGAUCCUCACGAGUGGAAUGAAGUUCACUUGGUUAUGGCAGGGGGUUAUGACAAACAAGUCCUGGAAAAUGUGGAGCACUACGAAGAGCUGAGGAGACUUGCAGCCAAGCUUGAUAUUAAUGACCACGUCACUUUUCUGAGGUCGUUCUCAGAUGAACAGAAAGUCUCUCUUUUUAGUAACGCUGUGUGUGUGCUUUAUACGCCAAGCAACGAGCAUUUUGGCAUUGUUCCUCUGGAGGCAAUGUACAUGAGGUGUCCCGUUGUAGCAGUUAAUUCAGGCGGUCCUUUAGAAUCAAUCCUGCAUAAUGUCACAGGAUUUUUGUGUGAUCCUCUGCCCACGCAAUUCUCUGAGGCCAUGGAAAAGAUUGUGAGAGAUCCUCUCUUAAAGGACACAAUGGGAGCAGCUGGGAGAGUCAGAAUUAUGGAAAAAUUUUCCCCAGAAGCAUUCACGGAACAGCUGUACCAAUAUAUAUGCAGAUUAACACAAUAAAAUUAUGUUCCCAUAGUAUAUUUA